AUGCAAAAUGGUGAGCCACUAUUUUUCAAAGUAACCAAAUGCUACAUUCUACAUACACAACAAAAGUGUCAAUUAUAAAAAUGUUGGUCAUGAUCGAAAACGGUUUGCGGUUUUUCGACACCAAUUUUAGCAAAGAUGAAAUUUACGUGUACGGUACAUACCAUAACUCCGACCACACCCCCUUUUAUUUUCUUGAGUUUUUGACAUCCAUGUCAAAGCACACUUGGGACAAAAUUUUAAGCUUACUUUUAAAAUUUAACUUUUUCCGGAAUGGAUGAAUAAAAAUGCGGAAAUUGUGUCAUCCCGUUCCCACGCUGAAUCCUCCCUUUUUCAAACCUCUUCAAACACCAACAAACUUCGCUAAUAACGUUCAAGCAACAUGUAUUUCCGAAAAUAUAAAAAAUGCGUCAAAACCAUGUCGGGAUGACCGAUUUUCUAGACGUUUGUACUUUGAAAUUAUUUUCUUGGUUUUCUCGUGGAUCUUCUCCUCUUUACAUGAGCUUGUUCGCCUCCAUUUAUCGUCGUCGCGUGGUUUCCGAAGCGAAGACAGAGUCGAGCGACGUUUAUUCAUAUUAUCCGUAUUAUUUUAGCUCACUUGAAAAGACGAGGAGCGUGUUUCUCAUCUCCUUCUAACAUUUAUUGCGCCAUGAUUGUGUUUUGAUUAUUGGAAGUGAUGUGUCAUAUUUGCUAUGGCCCAGCGCUGUCCACUUCGAGCGUUCGAUUGCUCUCGCGUUCUCUCUAUUUUCUCGUUUGUUUUUCAGUGUCGCCCAAAAGUCCAAAUCAACGAAGGGACCGACUGUCUUCGGUCCUUUCUCGGCUGUUUCGUCCGGCCAAGUCGUCCCGAGCCUCCCAAUUCCGUCAUUCCCAUCCAAUCGACCAUGAAAUGAGUUUGACCUCCAAUUCUGGCCCUGUUUUACAAAAUAUUUGUGCAGUUGUAGCCAGUGAAAAUACGUUCUACUGUCCCGAAAAGCAAGACGAUCUUUCUGUGAGUUUGCAACUGUAUUUUAAUGUUUUUUUAACUGUGGAGUCCUCGACUAUGUCUACAAUCUUUAUUAUCUAAAAAAGUCUAAUUUCAGUUAAAAGAAUGGUCCGUAAGUGGACUGGACAAUUGCUCAGAUGACCAAGAAGAAAGUAGAUCAUCAAAUAAAAAUGAAAAGGAGUCUUCAAGUGAUAUUAUUUACACGACCCCUGCGCAGAGCAACAUAGGUGAUCAAGAACAUGAUGAUGGACUGGUGUAUGCUAAUUUGGCCGAGAUUUCCCUGCAGAAAAAAGCCGAUCUAAUUUACCGGCAGCCAUUUCCUCCGAAGCCAAACUUCAACGAACCUCCUUUAAGGGUUUUGAGUAGUGGAUGGAGAGAAUACAAAACUAUCGGGGGAAGGCAAGUUAACCUUUUGUUAUUCUUAUUGGCUUUUAGGUCCUUCUUCUAUAACCCAUCAACCGAGGAAAGUCAAUGGAAGCCGCCAAGGAAUAUUGCGACGCUAACGAAGUCUUGCAGGACCUUGGCUUCGAGAAAUGCUUCAAUUUCAAGCUUUAAUGAGAUCUCUACCUUGGACCCUAAACUUAAUUAUCAUGCCAGGCGCCAGUCAAUCGAUGAGGUAUCUAGUCCAUGUUCUCUAACCGGUUCUUUUGCUGAUCCACUUAAUCAUUCCAUUGAAAGAGAGAAUUUACAAACGAAGUCUCCUUUUAGUCCUUAUUCCAGGGAUAAUGUGAGUGACUUUUGGAUCUUGGAAAAUACAGUUUUUAAACUUAAUAAACACGAGUCAUUUCAGAAUUUAUUGGCUGAGUCAUCUGGUUAUCGAGACAAAACUCUGGAUUCUCAAGAACCGAGGAGGUCAAACCAAAUACGAAAACCGAAGGUUUCAACCAAUCCAGCGAUUGCACCAAUACCGAAUGUUAUCUUCGAGGGAUUUCUUCAUAAGUCAGAGUUCUUGGAAGGCUCCGCGAAGAUAAAGAAGUGGUCUCAAAUCUUUGCCGUUCUCAAUUCAAAGGUAUUAUCCUUAUAUAAAGAACAGAAGAAUUCUGAUGUAAGUUCCCGUGUUGGUGAAUGUAUGGUUUUAGUCGAAGAGCAAACAUUUUAAGGCUCCGCUGGAAGUGUUGGAUUUGAGAGGAGCUGCCGUUUAUCCUGUCGAUUCGGAUAAGAUCAAAGACAAAAGACACCGGAGCAUUUUCUCCGUCCAUCUUCUCCAUAAUCCAGCAAUGUUUUUGUUCAGUUGUACUGAUGGGAUCGAUGCAUUUAAUUUUUGGAUUGAGGCGAUUAAGAGUGUUAUCAGACAGAAUGUAAUUUAAUAAUUAUAUGCAUUAAUUUUUUUAGCCGUGCAACUCAGAAGAAUCCAGGAAAUUUUCAAAUCCUGAAGAAUUAUUUGGAACUCUUGCACAAAGUACAACUAAAUCAAGGUUCGGAAUGAAAGGAUCCAUACGACAGUCGGUAAAGAACAAGUUGAAGGCGUCCAAUUCAAGGGACAGAUUGGACCAGAACGAUAUCCCCACUCGGGAAUCUAUCAUCGACCGCUUAUUGAGAUUCCUGAGACAUCGGCCGACCUUGGAGUCCUUAUAUGAAAAAGGAAUCUACAAACGUAUGCAUUACCUGAAGUUAUGUAUGUUUUAAUUUUAGCUGAGCCGGUCUUUGGUAGAACCUUACAGGCUGUGUGUGAGCAUGAUCAGGCCAAUGUUCCUAAAUUUUUAACAGAGGUCAUAAGAGUUAUUGAAUCGAGAGGGGUCCAAACAGAUGGCAUCUACAGGGUAAAUGGGAAUCUAUCCCUCAUUCAAAAGAUCCGUGAACAUGUAAAUCAUGGUGGGUAUUACUCUUUGUUCCGAUAAUUAAAAUACCUACAGAUCGAUACGACGUGCUGGCGAAAGAAGAGGAUAUCCAUGUGCUUACCGGAACUCUCAAACUCUUCCUUAGAGAGCUUAGUGAGCCAGUCAUUCCGUCUCAUUUGAACAAAGAAUUUAUGAAUGCCAUGUGUACGUGUUGACUAGUAAUAUAAUUGUGUGUUUAGGGGAAAAGAAUUAUCCCAAGAGACUUCAAAGGUUUAAUCAACUGCUUUCUUCCCUCCCUGGGCCUAACAAAUCCACGUUGUCCGCUUUGGUUAAACAUCUCAGAAAGUACGUUCACCACACAGAUUACAUGUUUGUGUUUAGAGUUUCCCAGUUUGAUUCCGAGAAUCGGAUGAAUCUUCAUUCUCUGUCCAUCGUCUUUGGUCCCGCCCUUUUCCAAGAAACGAAGCCCCCAAAACGUCGUGGAAACUCAUCGAAGCCAGAUGCAGAAGGAGUUCCAAAUCAUGUGGUGGCCUACAACUUUGUUGCAUUCGGUCAGGUGACCGAAUUUAUUCUUGAAGAAGCUCUAAAUCUUAACAUAUUACAAUAGCACUGACUUUAUUGUACAUUUGAGGACGUUUCACUUCAUUUCUUUUGUUGAUAUCUUGUUUCAGCCGGUCUCUAUUUAUUUCCAAUGGUUCCCCAUUUCGUCGAUUUGUGGUCUAUUUUUAUUUGAUGUUACACUUGAGGCUUAA
Messenger RNA from Bursaphelenchus xylophilus (pine wood nematode), 3509 nucleotides. The record is from the annotation of a GenBank genome assembly. Lineage: Eukaryota; Metazoa; Nematoda; Chromadorea; Rhabditida; Aphelenchoididae.